Molecule: messenger RNA, 653 nt
Organism: Lineus longissimus
Lineage: Eukaryota; Metazoa; Nemertea; Pilidiophora; Heteronemertea; Lineidae
Product: ganglioside GM2 activator-like
Exons: 4
Coding region: 52-579 (175 amino acids)
Biological process (GO): ganglioside catabolic process; lipid transport
Cellular component (GO): cytoplasmic side of plasma membrane
Molecular function (GO): enzyme activator activity; lipid carrier activity
Source: RefSeq, a predicted model, not a curated record
UCUGAGUUCAGGGCUUUCAGUCAACGCAAACUUUUACAUCAGCGCAUCACCAUGUUUCGUCUCUUCCUCCUCUGCGCGUUGGCAGCGCUCUCUGCCGCCAAGUACACAAAACUUGAGCUUGACAGUUGCGGUGGCGAUGGUAUCCGCAUAAACGAAGUGGACGUCUCCCCGAUGCCAGUGAAGUUCCCAGGCAGACUGAACGUUCUGAUUGACGCGGACCUGACCAGGCCCUUGAACGACAAGGUUAAGGUGAAAGUGUCAAUGUGGAGCAAGACGUGGCUCGGUUGGAUAAAGAACCUCUUAUGCAUUAAGAAUGUCGGUUCAUGCACUUAUGACUUGUGCGAACUCCUCGAAAGCCAAGGAGGCACCUGUCCAAAAGAGGUCACAGACCUUGGCUUGUCUUGCACCUGCCCCUUCAAGUCAACUCAUGUGAGAUACGCCUUGAACAACAUUGAGUUGCCACCAAUCCCUAGCGCACUUAAGAUCUUUGCUGAUGGUGACUUCUGGAUCAAAGCUGAAGUCUUCGAUUCGGGCAAGCUGGUAUCCUGCUUCGAUGUCAAGCUAACCAUUGAAUCGUAGAUGUUUUCCCUGUUCACGUAGCCUUGAUACGAUGUAUUUUUGUGGACAUAAUAAAACCUUUCAUUCAAUUACAA